UGGAAGCGUGGAGCAUAGCAAAGUGGGGCUUGUGGAUGCAGAGCAGAGUGCUUGCGUCGCGAUUGUCGAGAGCAGUAGCAGCAGCAAUUUAGCGAGAGAGAGCGGGCGAGCUGGAGUCUGACCAGGAGAGAGAGAGACACAGAGAAGAGCUUCUCUUCGAGGGCCGACAUGAGACGAGCGGUGUUGCAGCGCCUCUCGCGCUGUGCGAUUCGACUUAGGCCUGUCAAUGCAUUGUCGAGUUUUGCCGCUUCGGAGAAGUUAAUCAACUCAAAUUCAUCAGCAUGGGAUUCAGUGAACGUCGCAUUCUCGAGGGACGAUUUCACAACGUUCGGUGCCCGGCAGAACUACUCUACCAGUCAGAAUGCAGCAGCCUAUGCCUCGCGUAAUUAUGCUAACACCAUUCAUGAGUACGACAAGGUACUAGAAGAGCUCAAUCACAACAAGCGGUCAUAUUUGAUGCGGGAUGUGUACGAAGACAUGCAGUUGGAUGGUGUUCGGCCUGUUCGAAACACCUUCCAUAUUCUUAUCACGGGUUGUAUGAAAGGUCAAAGGCUGCAGGAUGCGAUAUACUUUUUUGAUGAAAUGAAAGCUAUGGGGCUUGUACCUGAUAUUGUGCUCUAUAACUGUAUCAUCUCAACAUGUGGACAAGCAAAUCAAAUCGAGCGUGCUUUCCAGGUGGCAGCAGAGAUGGAGUCGAACGGGAUGAAGCCAACUCACCGCACCUUCCUCGCACUUCUCAAUGCAUGUGGCACAGCUGGCCGUGUAGAAGAAGCCAACGGUGUCGUGCAAAGGAUGGCAGCUUUUGGUUUGACCUUGAACAGUUCAUGCUAUUCUGCACUUAUUCAAGCCCGUAAGAACCACCGUCCUAUCAAUCAUUUGACAUUCCAAAAGAUAUUUGAACUCCUGGAACAGUCGAAAGGUUCUGACACGCUUCCAGGUGAAGGUGAAGGUCGGGAUGAUUUUGAAGAGGAGCUGGCAAAUCUUGUAACAGGAGGAGGUCUUCAGCCUACCCGCAGCUUUGUGAAUCGUGGACUUAAUGUUUACCAGUCUGCAUUACGGGCUUGCGGCGAUCUGGGAAAUAUUGAGGCAGUAGAGAAGAUUAUUGGAAUGAUGAGACAGGAUAAUCUCCAACUCGAUGCCAUUACCAUUACUGAGCUUGUCAAGGCUUACAUUGGACGUGGGCAAAUGGAAAAAGCUAUGCAAGUUGUGGAGGAUUACAUUGAGAGUGGCAAGAAUCCAUCGUUAAGUCUUUACAUUACACUCAUUGAAAGCUGCCUUCAACGACGCACUGUAGCAAAUAUGGCAGCUGCUAAAAAGCUUCUGGAUCAAAUGGACGAAAGAGGCUUUUUCUUGAACACAAGCAUUGGAUCCAACUUCCUUUACCUUGCUUCAUUGGAUACAGCAGGAGACUAUUCCACUGCAAAUACCAUAUGGGACAUGAUGCAGAAGCGGAAUCUACGGCCCUCCGUCAAAUCCCUCACAUCUUACAGCAGUGGCUUGCAGCUAAAAAAAGUCCCUGAAGAUGAUCCUCGGUUAGCAGCUACUAAAGACAUCAUUGCAAGAGUACAAAAGAAGAACAACUGGAUUCGUGGAGCCCAAACCGAGUCAGCAAAAGAAGCUGAUCAAGAGCAAGAACAUGGAGAAGACGUUCACCAUGAACAUAUUAUGCAAGAUGAUGUUGCUGCAGAUGAUCAACACAUGGAGUCUGUUACUACAGACAGCGAUACUGAAGAGCCACGUAAGGAGCCUGUUACAGCUUGAUAGUCUUUGCUUGCGGGCAACAAGAUAGUUAAUUGUCUGACCAGAACAGGAUUGCAACCUUGUUUCGCUCAACAUUUGAAACAAUGAAGAAGAUGUGGAUGUAUCAGCGGUUCAACUUUGGUUUUCACGCCUUCUAUGCAAGUAGGUGACUUUUCCUGGUUUAUUCUCUCAUCUAUUCUUCGAUUUUUCAGCCAAUCCUCGUAAUGUUCACAAGUGCAUAUGAAAUCACCGUAACGUGGGUUUCAGACCAGCCAGCAGGCAAGCAAUUUACGAAUUAGUACUGAUGUUGAAUGUGAUGGAACACAGUAUGUAGGGCUUGGCUACGCCCUUAAAAAUAGUGUAGGGACAUUAAGUCAUGCAUAAUUGAUUCACAUGUAACACCAGGGUUGGACUACUCGGUGAAAGUCAAGGAUAUCUUGUUACAUAAUACUUUUACCAUGUGCGGUGCUUUGCAUCAUAUUCCCCUUUUA
Messenger RNA from Physcomitrium patens, 2231 nucleotides. Its product is annotated as pentatricopeptide repeat-containing protein At4g35850, mitochondrial. Gene Ontology annotation, molecular function: protein binding. The record is from RefSeq and is a predicted model, not a curated record. Lineage: Eukaryota; Viridiplantae; Streptophyta; Bryopsida; Funariales; Funariaceae. Gene Ontology annotation, cellular component: mitochondrion.